AUGACUCAGAAUACAGCCUUCCAACAAGCCGUAGCGGCUGUCAAAUCCGGACAAGACCCGUCCCUGGCAGCGCGACACCUUCUUCAGCAGCUCACGGAAGAUGAGAGAUUGUCCUUGUUGCACGGUGAUGCCGAGUUCUGGGAGGGCAUGCAUAAUCUCUACACCGGCGUUUACCUGUCUACCCCAUACGUCCACGGCGAGAUCAAACGCCUGGGCAUCCCUGAAAUUCGAUACUGCGAUGGCCCGCGCGGUGUCACUAUCAACACGGCGACCGCUUUUCCUGUCUCCAUGGCGCGAGGCGCUACAUGGGACCCCGGUCUGGAGGAGAAAGUCGCACGGGUCAUCGGAUUGGAGACGCGUGCGUACAAGGCCAACUCUGUGGGCAGUGCCUCCAUCAAUCUGCCCCGGCAUCCGGCCUGGGGUCGUGUGCAGGAAACAUACGGGGAUGAUCCGCUGCUGCUCGGUGAAUUCGGAGCAGCUCAUGUCCGCGGUCUGCAGACGAAUGUCAUGGCCUGCAUCAAGCAUUUUGCCCUCAAUUCCAUGGAAACGGCCCGUUCUCGAGUGAACGUGACGGUGGACGAGGGGGCCCUGCACGAGGUGUAUCUUCCGCACUUCAAGCGCUGCGUCGAGGAGGGCGCCCUGGUGGUCAUGUCUGCGUACAACUCGGUCAACGGCGAAUGGGCCAGUGAGAAUAAGCAUCUGCUUACCGAGAUCCUGCGCAAGCAGUGGGGCUUCCAGGGAGUAGUCAUAUCGGACUGGGUGUUCGGGGUUCGCGAUGGCACCUGGGAGGAAGCCGCCGUGGCGGGCGCGCGGCUGUCCUCGUUUCCACGAGUCCCCCGUGCUAGCUGA
This is a messenger RNA of Aspergillus campestris IBT 28561, 849 nucleotides long. Its product is annotated as glycoside hydrolase family 3 protein. Gene Ontology annotation, molecular function: beta-glucosidase activity. Gene Ontology annotation, biological process: glucan catabolic process. The transcript has a single exon. Lineage: Eukaryota; Fungi; Ascomycota; Eurotiomycetes; Eurotiales; Aspergillaceae. Bases 1 to 849 code for a protein of 282 amino acids. The record is from RefSeq and is a predicted model, not a curated record.